Molecule: messenger RNA, 1126 nt
Organism: Daldinia decipiens
Lineage: Eukaryota; Fungi; Ascomycota; Sordariomycetes; Xylariales; Hypoxylaceae
Exons: 3
Coding region: 274-735 (153 amino acids)
Biological process (GO): porphyrin-containing compound metabolic process
Cellular component (GO): mitochondrial matrix
Molecular function (GO): 5-aminolevulinate synthase activity; pyridoxal phosphate binding
Source: RefSeq, a predicted model, not a curated record
CUUUGUUUUAACCCUGAACCACAGACCCACUCUUGCUGUCGUACUACCUAGUAGCCGGACGGGACGUAAGCCAAACAGCCAAUAAGCAUUGCCCUAAAACCAAUCACACUAACCAAGCUCCCUUGCUCCUUUCCUAAAGCAGACUAGAAUGACGUCGUCUCGAGAUAUCGGACGAGCUCGAGAGCAUUCGGUAACUAGACGAAAGCACCACCAUCUACACGAACUACAAGUCAUCAACUCCAAGAACUUAUACCAACAGCUCAAUCCGCAACCAUGGCCGCCGCAGAAGUAUGCCCCGUCGUUGGAACCACAAACCACACUCUACCGCCCUCGCACCCGGAUAUCGACCUCUCCAAGCCAGGCCAGACAUGUCCUGUCGUCGGUGCUAAGACAGAGCACCACACAAAACUGCACCAACACCCGUCCGUCCCUAGCGGCGAGAUCUCCGCAACUACUCAGUCUGUCGGCUCGGCCGAUGCGCAGGCCUGUCCCGCACUGAGAAGCGUUGUCAAUGAGGCUAAGAGCAAGGAGAUGGACGACCGCGUGUGUCCCGUUGUCGGACCCGUAACCACAGUCCUACCCCCGGACCACCCUAGCACAGCUAACAAGGCCGACGGAGACGUGUGUCCGGUGACGAAAGCCAAGGUCGGCCACCACAAGGACAAGGUCGUCGUUCACCCCCAGGUUGAAGGAUCAUCGGGUGUCUGCCCCGUGACGGGAGCGAAACAGACGUGAACUCUUAGAGAUUGAUGGAUGGAUUUGUACUAUCUAGUCUCGAUACGGCGUUUUUUUGGUUAGGAUAAUAGGAAUACGGGCUUGUACGCUAUAUGUUUACCGAUGAUAAGCUGUCUUACUGGUCACGCCUAACAUGUGAUGAGCUAUUCCUGUAUGAGUAUAAAACAUAUAAGUGAGCAGGCAAAGUAUAUAACUAUGAGGUUACAAGUUUGUUUCAUAACUCAAUUCGUGGUCAUAUCUUUGUACAUAGUGCGUGACGCUUGAAGAAAAGUGUCCGAGUGCGUUCACCUGAUCAGGACAAAUAGUUUGAAUGUGGAUGUUGAAAAUUGUCGGAGAGCAUUACAUUUUCAUAUAAACUGCCGCUAUUAUUUCAUAAGCUAGUGUAAGUAAU